Molecule: messenger RNA, 1277 nt
Organism: Myotis davidii
Lineage: Eukaryota; Metazoa; Chordata; Mammalia; Chiroptera; Vespertilionidae
Gene: CHAD
Product: chondroadherin
Exons: 4
Cellular component (GO): extracellular matrix
Molecular function (GO): protein binding
Source: RefSeq, a predicted model, not a curated record
CUCCUGCUCAGCCUCGGCCUCCUGGCCGGCCUGCUGCCGGCGCUGGCCGCCUGCCCCCAGAACUGCCACUGCCACGGCGACCUGCAGCACGUCAUCUGCGACAAGGUGGGCCUGCAGAAGAUCCCCAAGGUGUCCGAGAAGACCAAGCUGCUCAACCUCCAGCGCAACAACUUCCCCGUGCUGGCCGCCAACGCCUUCCGGGCCAUGCCCAACCUGGUGUCACUGCACCUGCAGCACUGCCAGAUCCGCGAGGUGGCGGCCGGCGCCUUCCGGGGCCUCAAGCAGCUCAUCUACCUGUACCUGUCCCACAACGACAUCCGCGUGCUGCGCGCCGGCGCCUUCGACGACCUGAGCGAGCUCACCUACCUCUACCUGGACCACAACAAGGUGACCGAGCUGCCCCGAGGGCUGCUGUCCCCGCUGGUCAACCUCUUCAUCCUGCAGCUCAACAACAACAAGAUCCGCGAGCUGCGCGCCGGCGCCUUCCAGGGCGCCAAGGACUUGCGCUGGCUCUACCUGUCGGAGAACGCGCUCAGCUCCCUGCAGCCCGGCGCCCUGGACGACGUGGAGAACCUGGCCAAGUUCCACCUGGACCGGAACCAGCUGUCCAGCUACCCCGCGGCGGCCCUGAGCAAGCUGCGCGUGGUGGAGGAGCUGAAGCUGUCCCACAACCCCCUGAGGAGCAUCCCCGAGGGCGCCUUCCAGUCGUUCGGCAGGUACCUGGAGAGCCUCUGGCUGGACAGCACCAACCUGGACAAGAUUUCCGACGGUGCCUUCCUGGGGGUGACCACGCUGAAAAACGUGCAUCUGGAGAACAACCGCCUGACCCAGCUGCCCUCCACCUUCCCCUUCGACCACCUGGAGACACUCACGCUCACCAACAACCCCUGGAAGUGUACCUGCCAGCUCCGGGGCCUCCGGAGGUGGCUGGAAGCCAAGACUUCGCGCCCCGAUGCGACUUGUGCCUCGCCUGCCAAGUUCAAGGGCCAGCACAUCCGUGACACGGACGCCUUCCGCAGCUGCAAGUUCCCCACUAAGAGGUCCAAGAAAGCCGGCCGCCAUUGAACAGGUCCUGAUCCAGCCAGUCCCGGUGACUGGUCUCUGCCUUCCGCUGGAGAAACUACUGACCACCCCACCUUCUUCCACAGCCUCUGCUGAUGCACAGAGCUGUCCACAUCUAGACGCGUCCUGGCUGGGGGGCUCAGAACUCCAGCGUGAACCCAGCCCCACCAUCUCUACCUGCCAGCGAGGGCUCCAUCACACCUGCCCCCCCCCCC